Lytechinus variegatus (green sea urchin) is the source of this 2978-nucleotide messenger RNA. RefSeq names its product growth factor receptor-bound protein 14-like. Gene Ontology annotation, biological process: signal transduction. The record is from RefSeq and is a predicted model, not a curated record. The coding region runs from base 669 to 2843 and encodes 724 amino acids. NCBI's taxonomy places the organism in Eukaryota, Metazoa, Echinodermata, Echinoidea, Temnopleuroida, Toxopneustidae. The transcript is spliced from 14 exons.
AACCUUCAACAGAAAGCCAACAAACCGCCGAACUGUACAGACGUAGUACAUGCUCUCCCCCUCUCCCUCGCUCUCCUUUCAUUGCUAUUCAACGCUCUCUCUCGGUGCUUCGGUAUAAGACCUCUCUAGCUCUACUGGCUCCCUUCAUACUCCGUGCAGUGGAAUCUAUACUUGCAUGGUAAAUAGGGGGCUGAUACACGAUGCUUGGUACGCUCACACGUAUGUGAUAUUCCUCGCCUUCGUAGUACCAGCAGAAGUAAGAAGGGGAAGUAUACUGCAUCGGUUAGAGCUCGGCAGUCAGUCGCUAGGCAAACCUGAUCAGGAACACAUCGCUGGAACUUUACUCUCAACCCGGUGAUCUUGUAUGUCUUUGCAUUGAUAUAUUUGGUGAUUUUAUCGGUUCAAGGUGAGAUUGCAGAGCUGCCGGAGGGUUGUGAUCCAAUUGGAUAUUCUCUUCUCACCAGGAUUUAAAGUUUAUAUCAUUUUCUUUAUAUGUGGUGCUGUUUGCCAAUCAUACAAUGGAUUUGGUUUGGAUGUGAUUAUAAUAUUUCCCAGGAUUUGGUUGCAGUAAAUACCAAGGUAAAGGUUCAGGCAAGAACUAAUUAGCAGACGAGCCUCAUUUGUGGCAUCCCAGUCGGUAGUCUCAUCCCCGAGAUUCUUGCGUUGCCAUGGAGAUGAUGGAGACGUCAACACAGUAUCACGGAAGGCUAGGCGGCUCACUGUGUUCUAUUAACGACCAUCACAUGGCGCUUGGCCGGCUGAGCAAGGGGAACAGUAGCGAAGACACGUCUAGUGACGACGUGGACUUAGAUGCCUUAGUUAACGGCAUGAAUUCCUUUCCAACAUACAAUGAAGAUAGGCCUUUGUUGGCCAGCACCGAGUCGUUAAACAACCAUCUGUCGGCGCAGCAGGGCGGUUUGAAUGGAAUCUACUUGUGUCGCCAAGCCAGUCAGCCAGCCACGCCCACAAGAACACAACCCACCUCACCUCACAAUCAAAACCAUAGCAACAAUCAUCAUGUCACCAACAACCACCACCAUCAUCACCACCACCAAAGGCAUCAGCUGCAACACAGCACGAGUCUCACCUCUCGGUUCAUCCCGCGCCUCGACCGCGAAUGGAGGAGCAAGUCGAUGCCGGAGGAUCUGCGAGAGCCGGUGGCCACCGCCCCGCUCAGCUCGUCAUUCCCGCAGAGAGGGCAGAGCGAGAGCAGCAGCGGGGGCAGUGAUGGCGACGAGGCUCAGGUACCCGACCCGUUCCCGGAGUUGGGCGGAUGCAGUCCAAGAUGGAAAACAACGCUGGGCUCUGCUGUGGAGGAAUUAUUUCUACGACAAAAGCUCAAAGAGAAGAAAACCAUGGAGGAGACAAACAAUAACGACAAUAUCACACAGGCUUUGGUGAAGGUGCUCAGCGAAGACGGCAUGACGAAGGUUUGUCAGGUGGACGGCAGUCACCGGGUGGAGGAGAUCUGCCGUCAGAUGGUCGCUAGGAACCACGCCCUCAACGACAAGAGCUGGUCGCUUGUUGAAGAGCUACCCGACCUUGACCUUGAAAGGACGUUAGAAGACCAUGAAAGUGUAUUAGAAGUCUACAAGCAACACCUCAACUCUACCCACGGGAAACUCCACUUACGAAAAGACUUUAGGAAAUAUGAGAUGUUUCUUAAUCCAGGGCAAUUCUUCCCAGCGCACAUGGUAGCGGACCCGAGUGAGACGGCCGAUAAUUUAUUUGAGAAGCCGAAGAGGCCCCGGCCGCCAUUAAUACUGGACAUGCUUAGUCCAGUGGAGACUCUACCAGAGAUCCAGGGCUGGCUUCAUAUCAGGGAAGGCCACAAGCGAUCCUGGAAGAAAUACUUCUGCGUCCUCAGGGAAUCUGGACUGUACUACUCCUCCAAAGGGAGUUCUAAGGACCCAAGACACCUGAACCACUUUGUGCAAUUGAGUAACAUUGAAAUCUACAGGGCGUUGAACCCUAAGAAGAAGUACCACGCACCCACCGAGUUCAUGUUCUGUACCAAGACCAAGAACUCCAAAUUCAGUGCAAAGGAUCUGAGGUUAAUGUGUGCGGAGGACGAGAAGACGAGGCAGUGCUGGCUGGCUGCCCUGAGACUCUUCAAACACGGUGAACAGCUCCUUGAGAACUACCAGAGGGCGCUAGAGAGAACCAUCAAGACGAGGGAAGAAUGCCAGGAAGUCUUAUUACAGAACAUGAAGAACUGUUCAGACCGUGUAGCAAUGGAUUUCUCUGGAACCCAAGGACGGGUCAUUGACAAUCCUAGCGAAGCCAUCGCCAUUGCAAGGCAGGAGGAGUUCAACUGGAGGAGACGAGGUGGUCAGCGGUCCCUCGAUAGCCCACUCAUAAGUCCCCGAGUGACGACCAGCAGCCCCCGCUUCAAUUUCCCUCCAUCCUCCGGGGGUUCCAACAGCCCCCACUCCCAGCUAUCGAGUAGUCCCAGGCACAACAACCCCAGCCCUCGUAGUCAUCAUAACACCAGUCCUGGGGCCUGCAGGAGGGGUGGUAUCAACUCAGGUAUUCACAUGACACAGCCAUGGUUUCACAGCGGACUGACGCGGGACGAGACACACGCCCUCUUUGCCAAGCAAGGUAUGGUCGACGGCAUGUUCCUGAUUCGGGAGAGUCAACGGAUCCCCGGAGCAUUCGUCCUCUCAUUCAGCCACAACCAGAAGGUCAAACACUAUCAAAUUAACAUGGUCGAAGACGGUAUCUACACGAUAGACGACGGAGGAACACGCUUCACUGACCUCAUUCAGCUCGUAGAAUUCUACCAGCUCAACUCAGGGGGGCUCCCGACAAGACUCUUACACAUCUGCACAAAACUGUGAACGGGAUCGCCCGCCGCCCCAAUAUCUCUAUUGCAAUUUAUUUGAUUGAAGAUAUACAAACCGUGAAAGACGUAUAUAUAUAUUCUGUGGAAGAUAUUAUAUGGGAGCUACACAUACUACUUGUCCGCAAUGUUU